GGUCCCGAGGCUCCGACAGGCAGUGGGUGUGAGGUAAAGACUUCCUGAAUGCCGCCCCCGCCACCGCCUGCCCUGUGACCCUGCCCAGAGCCGGUGGCCUUCAUUAGUCCCAGGCACUUAUCUUGCAACCACAGCCACUGACAGACCGAUCCCAGCCCUUCUCUCCGCCUGCCCUGAGCCCAGCAGUGUCAUGGGGAACUGUCUGCGCCCGGCGCCAGAUGAGAACCCUACCACACUGGUCUUUGAUGAGGAGAUGCUGGAGAUGAAUGUGUCCUACAGUUGGGACUAUAACCUCUCCGAUUUGGAAGCCGCUGCCCCCUGCCACUCAUGUACCCUGCUGGACCACUCCUCGCUGCCUUUCUUCAUCCUUGCCAGUGUCCUGGGCAUCCUGGCAGGUGGGGCUGUCCUCUACGCGCUUCUCAGACCUCUGUUCCACUGGCAGCUCUACUGGGACCGAGCUGUCCUGGUACAGGUGGCUGUGGGCAGUGUUCUCUUCAGCAUCAUGGUGCCCAUCCAGGCCCCGGGGCUGAGUGGGGCCUUCGUCACCUCCCUGUGCCACGUGGCCCACUUGGUCUCAUACGGCUCAGCCUUUGCCCAAGCUCUGCUGAUCGGAUACCACGCCUGCCUGGGCCCCAAACUGGAUGCCAGCCAGGUCCCAGGCCUCAGGCUGGGGCUCGCUGUAGGACUUUGGGGAGUGGCGGCCCUACUGUCACUGCCAGUCACGCUGGCCAGCGACACUUCCCAGGGACUCUGCACCCUGACGUUCAGCGGGGAAUGGGGGGUUUUGAGGCACAUAAAUGCUGCGGCCUGUUUUGUCCUCUUCAGCUUGUUGCCACUGGGUUUGUUGGGAGCCAAGGGACUGAAGAAGGUGCUAGGCAGGGGGCCGUGUCCCUGGGUUGACAUCCUGUGGGUCUGGUUCACUUUCUGGUGGCUGCAGGGGCUGAUUCUGGGAUUGGACUCCCUAGUGCGGUCCAAGGCCUUGGUGCUGUCAGCAUGUCUAGCCCAGCAGGCCCUGGAUGUGCUGCUGGACCUGGCGAAAGCCGUGACAAUAUUGCAUUGCGUGGCUACGCCCCUGCUCCUAGCCCGGCUCUGCUACCAGGCCACUCACUCUGCCUCACCCACCCUGCCUCUCUCGGCCAGACAGCCUUCUCAUCUGGAUGCCCUUGGAGGCAAAUCCAAGCUCUCUUCCCACCUGUCAAGCUGAAUUAAAGUCGAUGCUCUUUUUAUGAA
This is a messenger RNA of Vicugna pacos (alpaca), 1230 nucleotides long. It is a transcript of the gene ACKR1, whose product is annotated as atypical chemokine receptor 1 (Duffy blood group). Gene Ontology annotation, cellular component: membrane. The record is from RefSeq and is a predicted model, not a curated record. Lineage: Eukaryota; Metazoa; Chordata; Mammalia; Artiodactyla; Camelidae. Gene Ontology annotation, molecular function: C-C chemokine binding. Gene Ontology annotation, biological process: inflammatory response; regulation of chemokine production; chemokine-mediated signaling pathway.